Molecule: messenger RNA, 882 nt
Organism: Mauremys reevesii (Reeves's turtle)
Lineage: Eukaryota; Metazoa; Chordata; Testudines; Geoemydidae
Product: CD276 antigen-like
Exons: 4
Coding region: 106-636 (176 amino acids)
Source: RefSeq, a predicted model, not a curated record
AUUAUCCAAUAGGAUUUUACGCGUCAGAUUCGAACCCUCAAUCCCGGGCUCUGGCACCGCUACUCGCUCGGAGCCCGGCAGCUGCUCCGGCCCCGCUGCAGCGCGAUGGUCCCGGGCUCCGGCCGCCGCCUGCCCCUGCUGGCCGCGUGGGGGGCGCUGUGGGGGCUCAUUGCAGCCAAGUUGCCCGUCACUGCUCCGUUGGGAGGAGACGUCACCCUGAGCUGCCUCUUCCCGUCUCAGCCUGGGAUGAACCUCCAGCACCUGAUCCUCACCUGGCAGAAGGAACAGGUGGGGGCAGAGGCCCUGGUGGUUCAUAGUUACUAUUAUGGGAAGGAUCAGCUGGCGAGACAGGAUGAGGCUUAUAGAAACCGGACCCAGUUGGAUCCAGAGGGGCUGGCCUGGGGGAACGCGUCCGUGCUGCUGAGGGGUGUCCGCAUGCAGGACGAGGGCGUCUAUUCCUGCCAUGUUCAUUCUGAGCUGGGCGCGACUUUGGAGACGAGACAACUUAGAGUGACUCAAACGGACCACUUCCUGGCCAAGCUGACCAGGCUUGCAGGAAAUGCUGCAGGGCUGAGUGACUGCUGGGUCCCUUUGCUGAAUCUCUGCCUGGUGCUGAUCGUACCUGUUCUCAGAUGAGAUCACUAAAACACCCCCUGCAGACAAGUCCUGGCCGCCAGCGACACCCGGGUACUGGCCUCGCCAAAGAAACUGCUGUGCAGGAAGCCAGAUCCUGUAGAGGGCUUCUACAUCCAUAGCGGCCAGGAGGGUGUUUUCCAGUGCUGCUAUGGGUACCUGCAUGGCCCCACAGUAUGCCAACAUUUUUAUGUCUGACUUAGAACAACACUUCCUCAGCUCUCGUCCCCUAAUGCCCCAAUUCUACUU